Nematocida minor is the source of this 360-nucleotide messenger RNA. Its product is annotated as large subunit ribosomal protein L22e. The transcript has a single exon. Gene Ontology annotation, biological process: translation. Lineage: Eukaryota; Fungi; Microsporidia. The coding region runs from base 1 to 360 and encodes 119 amino acids. Gene Ontology annotation, cellular component: ribosome. Gene Ontology annotation, molecular function: structural constituent of ribosome. The record is from RefSeq and is a predicted model, not a curated record.
AUGGCAAGACGAAUAAUAAACCCCGUUUCAGAGAAAAGAAGAGAACUUUCCAUAAACUGCAAGGAAAUGACCAAGGAUGAGCUGUUCGACAUGGAAGAGUGUGCUAACUUCUUGGAAGUGAACAACAGACUGUCAAAGCACAACCCAGAGACACUCCCAGGAGGACCAAUGAACGUCCUCCUAAAGAAGGCAGAGCACAAGAUCGUUUUAGAUAUGGGCGUAGAUGUAAGAAAGUUCUACAUAAAACAGCUCCUCCGUAAGUACCUCCACAAGAAAGGCCUUAAGGACUGGAUACAUAUCAAAAUAGACACAGAGUCUGGUGAAUACGGUCUCCAUUACUACAACUUAAAUGACGAAUAA